This is a messenger RNA of Apodemus sylvaticus (European woodmouse), 4835 nucleotides long. It is a transcript of the gene Simc1, whose product is annotated as SUMO interacting motifs containing 1. Lineage: Eukaryota; Metazoa; Chordata; Mammalia; Rodentia; Muridae. The transcript has 10 exons. Bases 112 to 4197 code for a protein of 1361 amino acids. The record is from RefSeq and is a predicted model, not a curated record.
CUAACCCCGGUGUCGGCGACGCGGUAGCUGCAGUCGCUUCAGCAGCUGGGACCGGAGUCGUGGUCUCCGGGGCCCUCGCCGCUCGCGCGUGGCUCAGCCGGGCCCGUAGCCAUGGAGGACUUUAUCGUGAUUUCCGACGACAGUGGCUCCGAGAGCUCGGCCGGGCCCCGCUCGGGCAGGGCGCGGAGGCUGCGCCGGGCCCUGUCCCGGACCCCCGGCGCGCUGCCCCGCCGAACCGUGGACUUCAUUGACUUAACGAGAGAAACCCGAACAAGGGCAAAAGACAGAAAUGGACUCUGUGUGAUUGAUCUGACAAGAAAUGAAGAAGAAAAUAGGCCUAUUGCCACUCUUGAUUUGACUUUAGAACCUGUGGCUUCCUCUCAGAAGGAGCCAUCCAGUCUUCAGACAUGUACCAGUCUCUCUGGCAAAGAGGUAAUGGAGGCCCAUGGAGAUAGAGGCUCUCAGCCUGAAGCACAGAGAACCAUUAGCAAUGAUCCUGUAGAUUUGGAUUUGUUGGAUGAAAACCUGUUUGAAGGUUCUCGGCGCCCUACAUCCAUCAGCCAGGACUCUAUUUAUCCACCAGAACCAAACUGUAGCUCAAUCACAUAUAAAGGUGACCUUAGCUUCUUGACACGCCUACAGCUCUCUUCAGACGUUAACUCCUUUUCCUCCACAAGCAAUCAGAGGGCCUCUUUGCCAUGCCCACAGCAAGAUGUGCCUUGUCAAUCACAAGGCUUGCUAUGCUCACUACAGGCCUUAUCAUGCCCACAAAGAGCUUCACCAUGUCCACCACGAGCUUCUUCUUGCCCACCACAAGCCCUGUCAUGCCCACCACAAGCUUUGUCAUGUCCAUCACAAACCUUGUCAUGUCCAUCACAAACCUUGUCAUGCCCAUCACAAACUGUGCAGUGCCAACUCCAAGCUUUGCCUCAACCACCCCAAGAAGUGCCAUGCUCUACCCAAAAUGUACCAUGCUCUCAGCAGAAUAUGCCAAGCACACCUCAAGGCUUAUCAUGGCAUCCUCGGCACACCCUAUACCCAUCCCAAGACACUCUGGGCCUACCUCAAGAUGUUCCAGGCCGACCUCAAAACGUGUCAUAUCCACAAGAUGUGACACAACUGCAAGACAUGCCAUGGUCACUGCAAGACAUACCACUCUCACUACAAGACGUGCUACAGUCACUGCAAGAUGUGCCACCAUUGCUGGGAGAUGUGCCACGGUCACCAGAAGUGAUGCAGUUACCAGGGUAUGUGACACAGUCAUCAAGAGAUGUGAUUCAGUCACCAGCAGGUGUGAUACAGUCAUCAGGAGGUGUGCAGUCAUCAGGAUGUAUGAUGCAGUCAAGAGGAAAUGUGACACAGUCAUUAAGAAGUGUGAUGCAGUCACCAGGAGGUGUGACACAGUCACUAAGAAGUGUGAUGCAGUCACCAGGAGGUGUGAUGCAGUCAUCAAGAUGUGUGAUGCAGUCACCAGGAGGUGUGAUGCAGUCAUCAGGAUGUAUGAUGCAGUCACCAGGAGGUGUGACACAGUCACUAAGAAGUGUGAUGCAGUCAUCAGGAGGUGUGACACAGUCACUAAGAAGUGUGAUGCAGUCACCAAGAGGCGUGAUGCAGUCACCAGGUAUGACACAGUCACUAAGAAAUGUACCACAGUCAUCAAGAGAUAGGAUGCAGUCACCAGGAGGUGUGAUACAGUCAUCAUCAGGUGUGCCAUGGUCAUCAAGAGAUAGGAUGCAGUCACCAGGACACGUGCUACCAUCAUCAGGAAAUAUGAUACAGUCACCAGGAGGUAUGUCACCGGCAUCAGGAGAUGCGAUACAGUCACAAGGAGGUGUGCCACGGUCAUCAAGAGAUAGGAUGCAGUCACCAGGACAUGUGCCAUCAGCAUCAGGAGAUGCAAUACAAUCACCAGGAGGUGUGUCACCAGCAUCAGGAGAUAGGAUACAGUCACCAGGACGUGUGCCAUCAGCAUCAGGAGAUGCAAUACGGUCACAAGGAGGUGUGCCACAGUCAUCAAGAGAUAAGAUGCAGUCACCAGGAGGUAUGCCACCAGCAUCUGGAGAUAUGAUACAAUCACCAGGAGGUGUGUCAUCGGCAUCAGGAGAUUCGAUGCAGCUACCAGGAGGUGUGCCACCAUCAUCUGGAGAUGUGAUACAGUCAUUAUCAGGUGUGCCGCGGUCAUCAAGAGAUAAGAUGCAGUCACCAGGAGGUGUGCCACCAUCAUCUGGAGAUGUGAAACAGUUACCAGGAGGUGUGCCAUCGGCAUCAGGAGAUGUGAUACAGUCAUCAUCAGGUGUGCCACAGUCAUCAAGAGAUAAGAUGCAGUCACCAGGAGGUGUGCCACCAUCAUCUGGAGAUGCAAUACAGUCACCAGGAGAUGUGUCACUGGCAUCAGGAGAUUUGAUACAGUCAGCAGGAGGUGUGCCACAGUCAGCAGGAGAUACGAUACAGUCACCCGGAGGUGUGCCACCAUCAUCGAGAGAUGUGAUACAAUCACCAAGAGGUGUGCCACAGUUACCUAGCAAACCAUUGCAGUCACCAGGCAAUAUGUCAGAGUCACUUGGAGAUACACCAAACUUAUCAGGAGAUGCGUCACACUCACCACAAGCAUUACUGGACUUAGCAAGAGAUAGGCCGAAGUCUUCCCCGAAUGAUGUGCAGAAUCGUGAUACUCCUAUGGAUAUCUCGGCUCCAUCCUCUCCAAGUUGCUCUGCUAACCCACAUUCUCGACAGUCUGAAUUUAAAUUAGAAAAAGUUCCUUGGCUCACUAUCACAGAUAGCUCAUCCAGAAAAGAGAGACCACUGCCACAGCUUACAAACCCUGGGUCUGCCCAGAUACAAGGACAAAUACCACAAGUUGGGGGAUACAAUAGACCUUGCCUGCAUAGACUGAAAUACUUCUUACGGCCUCCAGUACAUCAUCUCUUCUUCCAGACAUUAAUACCAGAUAAAGAUACACGAGAGAGCAAGGGUCAGAAAUUAGAACCCAUCCCUCAUCGAAGACUAAGAAUGGUGACAAACACUAUUGAAGAAAACUUCCCUUUGGGGACUGUGCAGUUUUUAAUGGACUUUGUUUCACCCCAACAUUACCCACCCAGAGAAAUUGUGGCUCACAUCAUCCAGAAAAUCCUGCUCAGUGGCUCUGAGACUGUGGAUGUCCUCAAGGAGGCCUACAUGCUUCUCAUGAAAAUUCAACAGCUGCAUCCAGCCAAUGCCAAGACAGUGGAGUGGGACUGGAAACUGCUCACCUAUGUCAUGGAGGAAGAGGGACAAACGCUACCUGGACGAGUUCUCUUUCUACGCUACGUAGUGCAGACCCUGGAAGACGACUUCCAGCAGAUCUUGAGGAGACAGCGGCAGCACCUGCAGCAGUCCAUCGCAAACACUGUUCUGUCAUGUGACAAACAGCCGCACAAUGUCAGAGAUGUUAUCAAGUGGCUGGUCAAAGCAGUGACUGAAAACGAAUUAACUUCACCUCAAGAUGAGACUCAGACCUCUCCAGGAUCAGGAGUCUUGAAAACUAGCAGUGACCAUCUGUCUCCCCGGCCUAACCUGACUAGGAACACCAAUCAGCUGAUUGUGUGUCAGCUUCAGAGGAUGCUGUCCAUCGCUGUAGAGGUGGACAGGACUCCAACCUGCAGCUCCAAUAAAAUAGCCGAGAUGAUGUUUGGCUUUGUGCUGGAUAUCCCUGAGCGGAGCCAGAGGGAGAUGUUCUUCACUACCAUGGAAAGCCACCUUCUGCGAUGCAAAGUGCUAGAGAUCAUAUUCCUCCAUAGUUGUGAGACACCCACCCGUCUCCCAUUGUCUCUGGCCCAGGCCCUCUAUUUUCUGAACAACUCCACGUCCCUGCUCAAGUGUCAGUCAGAUAAAACCCAGUGGCAGACAUGGGAUGAGCUGGUUGAACAUCUGCAGUUCCUGCUGUCCAGUUAUCAGCACGUGCUUCGAGAGCACUUACGGAGCUCAGUGAUUGACCGGAAAGACUUAAUCAUUAAAAGAAUUAAGCCCAAGCCACAGCAAGGAGAUGACAUCACGGUGGUGGAUGUGGAGAAGCAGAUUGAGGCCUUCCGCAGCCGUCUGGUCCACAUAUUGGGAGAACCUUUAGUCCCCCAGCUCCAAGACAAAGUGCAUUUGUUGAAGCUGCUGCUCUUCUAUGCUGCAGACUUGAACCCCGACACAGAGCCUGCUUCAGGGCACUGAGGCAGCCAGACUUCUAAGCACUGAGCACCAAAAAUACCUCCUGACUGUUGCCAGCUACUCAGAAGCCCUGAAGUAUGAACAUUAGUUAGGAAUAUCAUAGGACCAAACCUAUCUUAUUUAUCUGUAGGUUGUAAUAAUCUUAUAACUCUUCAGUAUAUAUCUUUUUUUAUAAUCUUUAUCCUAGCCUAUUCAAAUUUGGCUUAAAUAUACAAGGUGUAUAUAUUUUUUAUUAAAUUAUUUAUCUAUGCUUUUGAAACAGGCAGUGAUAUGCACUGUAUGUCCAACAUUUCCAUGCAAGAUGUAAAGAACCCUUCUGAACAAUCCAUCAAGGUACUGACGGCCUAUUUCUGGAAAAAAAAGGUAGUUUUUCCUGAAUAGACCACAAUCCAUACUAGACUUUUUAUAUUGCCCAUGAAUAUGACUCUGUGGCCAGUUUAUUAAACCUAAUAUAACAAGGCAGGCAAAGAAACAAGACUAGAGCCUGUUAAACAUGUGCUGUUAAUAAGAUAGAAUAAAAAGUUUACAAUGCUUGGACUCCGCUAUGGCAGAAUAGACAAGACAGACAUGGGCUUGAGAAAGUAGUAAAGAUUUUUAUUUGUCAGUACAAGAUAACACAAAUAAAUUAAUUUUUACAACAA